AUUCGAACCUUGCGCGUCUCUGUUGGGUGGUAACGUAGAUCGAGAAAUUUUUAACUUGGGAGUUUGCUGUUGUAUGUAUGUGAUAGUGGAUUUAGGGGAGCUUAAAAGUGUGUUUUUAUCAGUGGACAUUGAUUGUGUUUCCGAUAGAUCAUAUUUUCGUAGCAUAAUUUGUGUAAAAUAGUCUCAUUGGCAAGAACAAAGAUCGAUUGCCUUCCAUUGCACGUUUUGUAGUUUCUCUUGGAAAAGUGAUAAAAAAUAAUAACAAAAAAACUAAUAGCAAAAUUAGGAAAGCAAAAUUAUGCAAAAAUGGAGGACAUGGAGUAGUUUGACCAAUGAAUUUGAUCACGAGCUUGUGAAAGAUGAAUAUUCCUAUAUACCAUUAAUAUGUUCCCUAAAUGGUAUCGAGUGUCCUAGCAAAGACAAUAAUUAAAUUUAUUUUCUAAAAUUUAUUAUUCUAAUAUUUAAAAUAAAAAUAAAAUGUUGUCAUUUAUCUUUAUUGUUUUUUAUUGAUUACUAAUCAAAUGUUGAACACCAAUUUUAUUAGCUAUUCACGUAUUUUAGUAGCAAAAUGUGGAAAGCCAUUUUAGGAAUACAUAAAACAUCUCCUUUGACAGAAAUAAUUUAUUCCUAAUUAUCAAGAUCGCCAUGACAUUUUGCUUUUAUCUGACACUACCCAUAUUUUAUGGGCCGAUUGUCAAAGUCUCGUCUUAAAUAGUUAAAAUUCGUCUGAAUUGUCUCACUGUGCGUGUGUUUAUUGCAUUGCAAAUUUCUUAUUGAAACCGGAGCUUGUAGCAAUCCAGUGCCUAGUGAAAUCGACGCGUUUUAUUACUUUAAUUGAAUAAUUAACAAAAAUAGUCUAUAACAAUUGAUUAGUUUUGGUUAGUUGAAUAGACCUAAUUUUUAUUGAAAUUAUAAGUGGUAAUAAAUUAAUUAUUCAAAACGUCCAAGGUUCACAUGCAGUCAUAUCAGUUAUUGUGCACUUUGAAGUAUUGUAGAAAAAGUAAUAAAGACAAAUAACAAAAUUUUUUUCACAACAUUUAACUUUUUUUAGUUUUAAGUUCUUUCAUUCAUAUUUUAGGUUAGGAUAAAGAUAUGUGAGUUAUGCGGUAAAACAAUUUCAAGUUUAUUAAAAUGAAUCAAGUCUUUCACUGACGUUUAUUUCCCAAAUUAUCGGAAAUUUCUGCCGACCGUAGGUAAUGAUGUGGACACUUAAUCAGUGCAUAAUUGGGUAUUUUAAAGUAGAGAGUAAAAAAAGCACAAGAAAGUAUAGUAAGCAAUACGUUGAUAAACCUCUAGCGACUCGUUCAUUAAACAUUCGAAAACAAACUCGUGACUAAAGUGUGGACUAUCAAACUUUUGGAUGUAUAACAUCUUCCAGUAGGAGAAUUUUGAUAUAAACUACUAUUCUUGCUUUUAUUUAUAAACCGUGAGGGCAUACAGAUUAAUUGCAAAAACAGAGAUAAAAUACUGCCCACGAAUUUUUAAUUACCCGUUGUAAUAUGUACACCAUUCAGUCCUAUUCAUCAUAACGUAUGUAUUUGUAUACACACACGCAGUGUUCGAUGUUGAGCAUAAAAUUCUAAAAAUAAUCGUUUAGCUAAAAGCGGAUUUUUUUAAUUGCGGGAUAUAUCUUACGUAAACAGAUUGGCUUCCAAUGUCAUAAAUUUGUAAUUGACUUGGGUGGAGGUGCCUGUUUAUAGAGCGAUCUUCUACCGAGUGAUUAAACACCAACUGACCCCUCGUUUUCUUAUGUGAAUAGCUAUAAAGCUACUACAAUUCCUUUUCCGAUUUACUUACAUACAAUAGUUUGCUUCAAAGUUGCAGCAAUAUGUUUUUUAAAUAUUGUACUUCGUUUUUCUUUCGCAAGCUCUUGGAACAAUAAUGUAAUAUUAAUUUAAACCGUCUCUGGGGGAAAUGAUUUCAGAUUAUGUGGCGAUGAUAGCAAUAACCACAAAAAGUCGUUUUACUAUUAUUAAUUGUCGUAUGGUAUUUCAAACAUAAAUGGCAAAUAAACUUCUUUCUUUUGCCAAUAAAAUUGUUUGACAAGCUUAACAUAUAUUUUGGAAGGAUAAACUUAUCAUUAAAAUGAAGAGAAGUAUAAUUUUUUUAAGUGAAGAAAUUAUGCGAUGAAGAGUUUUGUUUCGUUGGAUGGAUUCCUUUUCUUAAAAAAGCGCCUAUGCAAUAUAUGUGACUAUCAAUGUAGGUCACCAAGAUAUUGAAGAUGAUUUUAAUCACAAAAUUGAACAUUAAAACCUUGCUGUGGUGGCUUAACGUAAUCCAGAAAAAUCUCCUGAUCGAGCAGCUACUGCCAGACUAAUUUAACUUUUGAAAUGUUUCGUAGAAAUAUUUAAAUAUUUAAUUUAAUCAUUUGUUGCCUGCGAAAGAUCGAAAUAGAAUGUGCCUUUUCUCUUUAACUCCAUGCAGUCAUGGGUUUUUUUAAAAUUUUCCACUCUUUUGCCCCUAUUGUACAAAGUACAAGAAAGUUGUAAAGUCACAUAAUCUUUCAGGUGCAACGCAUUUUUCACUUUUCAAAUAAAGCCAAGUGCUAAGUACUAACAAAGUCGCCUGCUGCACUAGGGCCCAGGUCUCAAGAAAAACGUUAUGGCAUGUGUACUCUAAAUAUUUCUAUAUAGGGUGUUUGGCUAAGGAUUCGUUAGCGGGCUUAUAGACCCGUUUUGAAUAUAUUUCAUUACUAGAGCUGUGCCAUAAACGUCCCAGAUUUUUUUAUGUGUAAUAUCUUUUAUAUUUGGCAAUGUCCGUUCACAAUUCAUUAUUUCGGUAGAGUUUGUGACUUAUUAUGACAAGUUACGUUUAGGAUACAGAUCUAUUAAAAAAAUAUAUUAGCAAUAGGGUGGCUACAUAUCUACCAAGUUUGGCCAAACACCCUGCACAUCAUAGGAAAGCCUAACUAAAACUUACUCUAAAUAUCGGCUAAUCCUGGAAAACUCGACGCAUUUGUAAAUGGAAAUUUGGCAAUAAGCAAUAACCAAUUAAUGUUUUCUUCUACGAAAAUAUUGUUUAUCAUGAUUUACUUGGUAGUUAAUAUUAAGUCUUAAGUGGAAUAUGUCAUAUGCCGGUACGGAACCUCAUCAUGGAAUUAAACCAUCAGACCUGGUCACCUGACGACUGCUGAGAAAUUUAACUGUUUCAGAUUUUCUGGAUAAAUAAUUCGUUAUUAUGUAUAUUGCACAAUCAAUAAGGAUAUUGAAUAGUAAUACAUACGAUAUAAUUUUUCGCAUUGUUCUUAGCAUAAGCUUAAAGUGACGUCAUCGAUCUUUAUUAUCAACGUAAUACAACCAUACGUCCAACCAUUUAUUUUCGAUAACAUUUGUCCUUCCUAAGAAAAUAACCAAUGCGAGACAACCCGGGUUAAAUCUAAUCUGACAAGAAAAUUAGCUGGAAAGGCGUUUAUCCAGCUGGCACGAGAAACGAGAGCGGAAUAAUGCCACUUGGGUUAUUAUAAAAUCCAAUGGCGAAAUUUGACAAUUUUUUCUUUUUCUCAAGGUUCCAUUUCCAUUUAGUGAAGGUUCGAUAAAAUCUCAGCCAAUCCCAUUCGGUCCGUAGCAGCUUCGGACAGGGUGUGAUCAUCUAAGAUAGUGCAUUGUCAGAUAUUCUUAACCCGGGAGUAUUUUCUUCUCAUCUUCCGUUAUUAGUGUAAAAAGCCGGCAUUUAACGACCUUGGUGAUUAUUAGCAAUAACCAUUCCUGUUGGGCUCUUCUGAAUAUUUCGUAGUUCGUAACAUAUGCUCCCUAAGAUCCACAUUUUGAACGCUUCUAUUUUACUGAAAAAACUCAAGUUUCAAGGUAUUUUUUUCAUUGUUUUUUCAUUUGGUGGAGGUUCACGUGAUUUACUUAUAAUUAUUACUUUGGUCAAUCCUGACUUCUCUUCCAUUAUACUUAAUUUGUUUAGCAAGCGUUGAAUUGCUGAUUUGAAAAAUUCGAUCAGUUAAACUCUCAAGACCACCAAAAGUUUUAAGCUAGCCAAUAGAAAUUUUUUGGGUUUUUGGGUUCUUGUUUGCUAAAUUUUUCUUUACUACAAAUUCCUACUUUGUGAGUUCUUCUGGUGCUGUAAAUCUUUGUUGGUGGUGUACCAAUCUAAGAACUAAUUACCCCCCCCCCCUUGUACUUAUGGUAACUUCGUACAUUUUGUCCCAAUGACGUCACUUUAAACAUCGUACUGUCAUUAUAUCGGCAGCCUAGUCGCGUGCGAAUGGCUCACCUUGUAAAUGCGUAUCGCUUAUUUCGACUUGGCAGUUUGAAUCGUCCACCGAGGCUUCCUCUACUCGUAUUUUCGAACCAUUAUUACUGUCGAACGGCGCGCCGUUCUAAAUCCGUUAAGGCUCGCGCGCAGGCGUAAAUUAAUUUUCGAAAAAAAAAAACAAAAAACAAAAAUGUGUCGUGCAAUGUCCGCCGACAACCGUAUGUUUUUCUAACGCGGGUGACACGUGAUCAGGUCCGAUCCGCCCGGCCAACUUCGAUUAAUUUUUCGGUUUUUGACGGCGACGACGCGGAUUUUGCAAUUUUGGUCGCGUGACGUUCGUUUCGAAUUUUGGCGCGAACCGCAAGCGUUCUCGUCAUGGAUAGGUCGAUGUACGGCAAGGUAAUCCCCGGCACGCUGCAUCCGUACGAGUGCACCUUAAAGCAUGGGACGUCACCAGGAUGUGCUAAGUUGAAGAAACACGCUAAAAUUCCGAUCUACGUGGUCGAGUAUCACCACGAGGUGUUACCGUUCAUCUACAGAAAUAUCGGAUCGAAGCAUCUGCCGUUAUACAAUGCGACGAUUGUCCACCUCGACUCUCAUCCCGACAUGCUCGUGCCUCAAAUGCCGGCAGAUACGGUCUUCGAAAAAGACAAACUGUUCGAAGAAGUAAGUAUCGAGAAUUGGAUUUUGCCGGCCGCGUACGCCGGCCAUUUCGACAAUAUUAUCUGGAUCAAACCGCCGUGGGCCGAGCAAAUUCGAGACUCGAGUCAACAUUUUACGAUAGGUAAAGAUAAACGGACCGGUACCAUUAAACUCGAUUGCAAAGAGAACUACUUCAUCUACGAGUGUUUGUAUAGGAACAAAUCCGACCUAGAAAACCAGAGAGUUAUUAAUUUGGACGUCGUGACGAUUGGAAAAGAACUCAGUAACGAAAUCGACAACUUGGAACCAGUGAGUGACGUGUGCAAAAAGUACAACGCUCCUUACGUGUUAGAUAUCGAUUUGGAUUUUUUCAGCACUAGUAAUCCGUUUAAAAAAAUGUACGAUAAGGCGAAUUUGUACGAGCGUUUGAAGGAUAUUUAUCGUAUCGCACCUCCGAAAUCGAAAGAGGAUAGAGACGUGAUACGGUUCACGCGGGAAAGAGAAAAACAAAUUGAAUAUUUGGGAAAGGUUUUUAAGCAUUUGGAGGAUCACAGGGAGUUGGCCGUCGAGGAAAACCCUUCGGAAACGUACAGCAAAAUCAGACAGCUGCGGGAAGUCAUGCUAGAGAAUUACACGGAUAAAGAAAUUUUGUGGGAUUUGGUGCACGAUUCCGGAUGCACGUGUGACGAUUCGGAGUUGCCGCAUCACGUGUCGUCCGAAACGGAGUUGGAAAUCAUGUUUCGAGCUUUCCGAAAUUUCUUAGAAGCGUUGCCCACGGCGCCAGUUAUCGUAACGAUAUCGAGAUCGACUGAGGACGACUACACGCCCAGCGAAGACGUGGCGCUCAUACAAAAUACCGUCGUCGGUAUUUUAAAAGAAAAAUUCACUUGCGACGAGCCGAAUUUGAACUACGAAGAACAGAGUGAUUAAGUUUGACGUUCGAUUGUAUUGGCGAUUUGAAAAUUCUAUCAGACCUCUGGCAGAAAAACUGUUAUGCUCGUUCGGAGGUAAAAUUUGAAAUGGUUUCGUAGUUUUCAUAUAUGAGGUUCAUGUUGUUCACGUUGUGUUGCUAUGUUGAUAUUGCUUAAAAAAUACAUGGUUCAUUUGGUAUCGUUCAUUCGCGAAUUCAUCCCAGUCUCGAAUAUUAAAAUAAAAACAUAAAAUAACAAUUAUCCUAAUCAUUAGAGUUCGGAUUUUUAUGCACGAAAUGCAAGAAAUGGUUAAAAUAUGCGCAUAAAUAUGUCUGUUUUUUUUCAAAAAAUAUGUCAAAUAUAUACUUUUUCUACCAUCUAUGUACUUUUAUGCCCUUUAUUUUUUACAUAUAUUGUUGACUCAAAAUCAAAGAAAGAGUAGUCAAACAAUGAAAAAAAUUACACUUGAAGAGAUGCUUUAACAAUUUUUUUUUACGUUCGGACGCUUGGACAGCAAAUAAAAUGUUUAAAAAGCUUGGAAAAAUUCGAAAGUACGUAUGAAGACGAGGGAUGUAUUUCAUUCAAUCACAAGCACCAUCAGUGAUAAUUUUCAGAAGAUGUUGUUAAAAUCACAUUAGAUAAAAGCGUCAAACAAGAAAAGGGACGAGGGCUUAAUUCUUAGGUAACGGGAUUUGAAGGCUAUAAAUAGAAAGUCCAGAAUAUUGCAGAUACAUUUAAUUUUUAAUCUUAUCCGUUUGGAAAAUCCCAGUAAUAAAUGAAUGGGUCAAAAAUAUGGGAUUUUAUGUUAAAAAAAUACACAAUAUUUACUUUAUGCACAACUAACAUUUUAUGCGAAAUAUGUAAUUUUUUUAUAUCCUUAAUCUAAUUAUUUCGUUCUAGAACAGGUAUAUCCAAAAUAUUGGGUUGAUAUUCCUAAUAAUAAAAUGCAUAAAAUCCUAACUCUACUAAUCAUAAUAGCCUUUGAUGUAAAAAUUGUAUUCUUUAAACCUACCUACCUACCUCACUUUUAGAAAACUGUAGCAACGAUUGUUUUUAACUUUGUUUGUUAGCUUCUAAAUGAUAAUGCAAAAAUAUCCUUUGAAUUAUGGAUAUCUGGAGUAGAACACAUUAAAAUCACACGCUUUUAAUGUAAUAUGGUUUCGCCCUCUUCAAAACACCGAUUUCAGUGUUGCAGUUUAAAGACGUUAAUAUAUAUUUCAUCGUUUUUGGACCAUUAUCCACCAACAUAACACCGCAAUAAAUGAUAACAGCCACGAAUAGUGCUUUAUCGUCACUUAUCUAGUUAGAAUGAGCCGGUCAAAGCUUUAAAACUAAAAUGGCCAUGUUCGUCCACUGCCAUGUUUGCAGCGUCACCAUGGAAGAAUAAAUUCGCUAAUAGUCACAUAAUUACUUGCGUCUAAACUGGAAUGGCAACUGCACGACGCGAAAUAUGUGUUAUUCUUGCUUCCUUCAUACGCAGAUUAACAAUUUUCCCGACAGAGGUCUCACUGAAUUGUGACAUCGCCCAUAAUAAACAAAAAUAAUUUGUUAAACACUCUAACUUGCCCAUUAGCACAGGUAUGAUGUCUGUGGUCGAGAAAUUUAGAAUUAAUUAUUUAUUGUCUGUAGUGGAAAUAUUUGUUUUAAACCUAAAUAAAUUGAAUCUUACGUGUGCAUAAUGGUUGCUUAUUUUAUCAAGUGUCGAAGAUCUUCUCUAUGCUGAACAAUCUGAUAGAGAGCCUGUUGCCAAAUUUCGGCAUGAAUGGCAAUUAAGUGCCAUGGAGCUUACAUUUUCUUCCAGAACUUUGGAAAGAUUCGACGAUUAUCCAUCUCGACUCUCAUACUCCUGCUUCAAGUAAGUAUUAGGAAUUGGAUAUUGUUUACGUCUGCCAUUUCGAAAAUAUUGAGUAUAAGAAGUGGACCAAGCAAAUUCGAGAUUCGAUUCAAAGUUUUACAGUAGGUAAACAUAAAUGGACCUGCACCAUUAGACACGGAUUACAAAGGGAACUACUUCACACACGAGUGUUUGUAAAGGAACAAAUCCGAUCUGGAAAACCAGAGAAUUGUUAAGUUCGACAUCUUGAUGAUAGAAAGAUGAAGAAGAAAGAAAAAUAAAUCGAAUAUUUGGGAAACGUUUGUAAAUAUUUGCAGGAUCACAGGAGUUGACAGUUGAGGAAAACCUCGCGGAAACUUAGGACAAAAUUGUGCGGUUGAGGCAAGUCAUGCCGGUGGAUUACAUGGAUAAACAAAUUUUUCAAAAUGUUGUUCGACCGAGCACGACUAAAAUAUCGUCGUCGGUAUUUUAAAAGAAAAAAUCAGUUGCGACUAGCCGAAUUUGCGACUACGAAGAACAGAGUGAUUAACUUUGGCUUUUGUUUGUGUUGUAACGGAAAAAUGUCAAGCUCAUUCGGAGGUAAAAUUUGGAAAGGCAGCGUAGCAUUCAUAUUUGGUAUCGUUCGCGAAUCAGUGCCUAACUGCCUUUGAUGUAGGAAUUGACGUCUUGAAUCCUGCGUAGCACACUUUCAGAAAAUUGCAGCAAUGAGUUCUUUGUUAGCUUGAAGUUACAAUACAAAAAUAUCCUUUGAGUUAAUCGGUCUCUGAAGUAGGCUAAACACCAACGUCCGCAUUACAAUUUAAGUAAGAUAUAUAUAUUUCACCAUUCUUGGGCCGUUAUUCUCACACAACACGCUACAAACAGAGCCAGGAAUAAUGCUUUAUUGUUUAGUGUCACCCGUGUCACCAACGCAAUUAAAUUCGCUAAUAGACAGAUAAUUUUUUGCAUCUACACUGGACUGGCAACUGCACAUGGCGAAACGUGUUUUGUCAUUUUUUUCCUUUCUGAUUCGUUACCGCUGAAACGGACUGAAAGCGUUUGUUGUACAUUUGGGGUCUGCUUUAGUGCUCUGUGUUGAUAUUUUAAAUAUAUUGUUUAUUAAAAAAUGCUACACUGCUAUU
This is a messenger RNA of Cylas formicarius (sweet potato weevil), 8708 nucleotides long. It is a transcript of the gene MESR6, whose product is annotated as UPF0489 protein C5orf22 homolog. The record is from RefSeq and is a predicted model, not a curated record. The transcript has 2 exons. Lineage: Eukaryota; Metazoa; Arthropoda; Insecta; Coleoptera; Brentidae. Bases 4576 to 5772 code for a protein of 398 amino acids.